UACUGGACUCCGUACUAGUCGCCCCGGGUCUGCGAGGGCGGACGCCGCGAUUGGUCGCCGCGGUUGGUCGCGUCACCGGGCUCCUCCCUCUGCCACGCCCGGAUUGGCUUCUGCCGGCUCGCGGACGGAGCGGGUGCACGAUGGACUACCUUCCGAAGCCCGGUCUCUUCAGUAUAAUUGCAGGCGUGGCCUGUGGGGUGUGCCUGGGCUGGGGAGUCCGUGCGCGGCUCUUCCGCCCUCCCAAAAGCAAAACGUCCGCCGUGGCCAACGAGGUGGGCAGCGAAGCCAGCAUCAUGGGCGAGGGCGGCGAGUUCAAGAUGGUGAUCGCGGUCCGCUCCGACCUGAAGAUGGGGAAAGGCAAGGUGGCCGCCCAGUGCUCCCACGCCGCCGUGUCGGCCUACAAGCAGAUCCAGCGCCGCAACCCCCAACUCCUUCGGCAGUGGGAAUAUUGUGGGCAGCCCAAAGUGGUGGUCAAGGCCCCCGAUGAGGAGACCCUCCUCCAGCUCCUGAACGAGGCCCAGCUGCUGGGCCUGGCCGUGAGCUUGAUCCAAGACGCAGGCCGCACGCAGAUCGCCCCUGGCUCGCGGACCGUCCUGGGCAUCGGACCGGGACCCACUGAGGUUGUGGACAAAGUUUCUGGCCAUCUAAAACUCUACUGAACCUGGAGCCUCGGCAGCCCAGAGAUAAUUCUACUGCAUGAGCUUGUUUUUGUAAAAAAUGGAAAUCAAACACUU
Hemicordylus capensis (graceful crag lizard) is the source of this 734-nucleotide messenger RNA. RefSeq names its product peptidyl-tRNA hydrolase 2 (gene PTRH2). Gene Ontology annotation, biological process: negative regulation of anoikis; positive regulation of anoikis. Gene Ontology annotation, molecular function: peptidyl-tRNA hydrolase activity. NCBI's taxonomy places the organism in Eukaryota, Metazoa, Chordata, Lepidosauria, Squamata, Cordylidae. The coding region runs from base 141 to 659 and encodes 172 amino acids. The record is from RefSeq and is a predicted model, not a curated record. Gene Ontology annotation, cellular component: cytosol; mitochondrion. The transcript is spliced from 2 exons.